Messenger RNA from Impatiens glandulifera, 647 nucleotides. RefSeq lists its product as uncharacterized. The coding region runs from base 37 to 519 and encodes 160 amino acids. The record is from RefSeq and is a predicted model, not a curated record. The transcript has 2 exons. Lineage: Eukaryota; Viridiplantae; Streptophyta; Magnoliopsida; Ericales; Balsaminaceae.
UGCGGUAGAGAGAGGCGUUUAGGAAUUGAGUCGAUAAUGAAUUAUAAAAGUCGAGCGUUUGUCCUGGUGCUGCUGCCGAUUCUUAUUUCUGCAUCUGUUGUUUUUCUGAUCGGUUGGUACUACAACUCCUCUGAGAUUAGGGCGACGGUCACUACUAUGGAAAAAGAAGAAGACAUUGUUGUUGUUGUUACAGAGCCGAAGGCGAUUCUCGAGAAAUUUGGAGUGAAAAUUGAAAGGAAUCCUUCAGAAGCAACGCUGUCUGAGCUCGGUGUUUCAUCGUGGCCAAAAUAUAGCUCGGAGCCGAAGAAGAUGCCAUGGAGCUUCAAAAGGAAGGAGAAAAUGUAUAUUUUGGAAGGAAAAGUUAGGGUUUCAGUUGAUGAUGGGCUGGAUGAUGGAAGCAGCUGCUUUGAGAUAGGAGCUGGUAAUCUGAUUGAGUUUCCAAAAGGAAUGAGUAUCACUUGGCAUAUGAUUGAACCUCUCAAGAAGCACUAUCAUCUCGAGGAAGAAGAUGACUACUGAUUAUCUAUGCAUAACAACAAUAGUAGUAGUAGUACUAGUAAUGGUAAAGUUGCUUUAUUAAUUAAUUAAUUAACAAUAGACUGUAUGUAUAAUCAUCAAAAAUGCAAACUUUGCUCAAUUGAUUGAUU